This is a messenger RNA of Epithele typhae, 594 nucleotides long. RefSeq lists its product as uncharacterized. The transcript is spliced from 5 exons. Bases 1 to 594 code for a protein of 197 amino acids. The record is from RefSeq and is a predicted model, not a curated record. Lineage: Eukaryota; Fungi; Basidiomycota; Agaricomycetes; Polyporales; Epitheliaceae.
AUGCGCGUAUCCGAGAUCGCGGCAUCGUCUGGCUUUUAUCUCGCUGAUGGUGCCUACGUCAAGCUCACCAUGGACAUUGGCGUCCCCGGCGGCUGGAACACGGGGCAGAUCAUGCGCAUCUACGGUCUCGUCCGUGAGCCCUAUCCUCCAGGCCUCGUCGUCCCCGUCUCUCGACGGCCCCCACUCUGCGUGGGUGGAUGCCGAUCGGAUUCUGGACCCGGACAACACCCGGGCAGCAAGCAGCUUACGCAGCAGCGGAGCGACGAGCCUGACACACCGCCGCGGGUCGAGUCGCCGUCAGGCUCCGUUGCCGCCCCUCAAUCCGAGCGGGACCGCACGUUCGCCGCACUCUCGCGACUUGAGCCGCCGCAAGUCGUCGACCUCGUCGACCCACUCAUGUCGCUCCCGAAGCGCGAGCGCCCCACGUGUUUGUUCAACGUGGAGGCGCUUCGCGCCAAGAUCGCAGACGCGAAGACGCCUCAGCCGCGCAAGACGAACGCACCUCCGCUCGCAGAGUCGCCGCACAUCCCUGCGCUCUCCAAUUGCGGCCCGAACGCUGCGGAAAGCCCUAGUACUCCCGCGACCCCGGCGUAG